AGACAGAACAGUAAUCAAUCAAUCUUCUUUAGAUACAGUUUUGUUUCAGUUUGAUUAUAUAGUUUCUUACAAAUUUUCCAAUAUGCUUGUUUUAAAAAGUUGUUUUUCUACAAUUGUUGACAAUAAAUGCAAGAUUUGGAUAUUAAGUGAAGCUUACUCCUAGACGUUUUACGUUGGAUUCUAGAUCAAUUUCCAAUCGAACGAGUGCUUUACUUGAUUGAUUGCUUAGUUUAAGAACUUUUAUCCUGUUUACUUAUUUUGGAACGUUAACUAAAUCGAGAGUAUGGCUACCAAAGAGGACCGUUCUCUAGGAUCAGGCAUUUCCAUCCCACAAUGGAUGAAGACUAAAAGUAGCAAAUUCGACUUAGAUCCAAGCACUUUCUCACCAACUGAACUGGACGACAGCUUCAUGUUGUACUACAGAAGACCAAAACCGGAAUCAAACUUUUCUACUACCACCAUAACAACAGCUAAUCUACCUGAAAACAUAACAGUUGCCGCAGUGACAAAGAAAAAACAAGAUUUCUCGCAACAUCCAGUCCCUUGCCAAAAAUACCUGCGCAGCGGUCAAGACGUACCACCUCAAACGAGCACAGAAAUGAAAAUCAAAUCGCCCGGUACAGACGACGGGUUCAAAGGGGAAGCAGCCAAAUGUGGUUCUUCCAUAAUCAAGGUGGCCUCGCAGAUGAUUUCCAACCAAGGCCUGGGCCUUCGAACCUGUUAUCCGGAGGAACCCAAGGAGGAAAAGUACGACGGCUCGAGGCGUCGCAACAGUAAAUCUCUACCGGCAUCUCCGCUCACGUCUCCCGGCAGCAGUCCGAAAGCACAUAGAAGGGUCAAUAAGUACUUCACUGGAGCAUUUACCGAUGUGGACAAAUCUAAAGGUAGUUGGAUAUUGUCAAAUUUAUACGCCAAACGAGAAAUAUCCCAGUCAGUUGGUCAAAUAAAGGAAGAAGUCAAAGAAGAUCUCGAACGCACUUCGUCCGCAGUGAGUCUCGUCGAACAACAACAACAGCCUAUCAAAACGCCGCCUGUCUAUCGAGCCAAACCGUCUGAAUUGCGAGAAAUGAAUUUUUGGUCUCCGACAUCAAUGUAAUUUAUUUUUUAUCUUCGCAGUUAAGGUAUUAUACUACUUAAGCUUUAGAAAAGAAUCAAUAAUUGUAUGACUGUUUCGUUUUAUAAGUAAAGCUAGCACUACGAGACGAACUUUUUAAGUUUCUACAAAAAUCACAUUAAAAAAACGUUUUGUAUGGUUGU
Molecule: messenger RNA, 1257 nt
Organism: Diabrotica balteata
Lineage: Eukaryota; Metazoa; Arthropoda; Insecta; Coleoptera; Chrysomelidae
Source: the annotation of a GenBank genome assembly